This is a messenger RNA of Sander lucioperca (pikeperch), 4839 nucleotides long. It is a transcript of the gene nbr1a, whose product is annotated as NBR1 autophagy cargo receptor a. The record is from RefSeq and is a predicted model, not a curated record. The transcript has 22 exons. The coding region runs from base 146 to 3400 and encodes 1084 amino acids. Gene Ontology annotation, cellular component: phagophore assembly site. Gene Ontology annotation, biological process: macroautophagy. NCBI's taxonomy places the organism in Eukaryota, Metazoa, Chordata, Actinopteri, Perciformes, Percidae. Gene Ontology annotation, molecular function: ubiquitin binding.
UCAACUGCGCCUGCGCGAAAACGUCACCGUAUUUUUCUAGACGCAGCUGACGAUGUAAACAAGAAAAGACAGUCGAGGGCAAUAGGGAUCAAAUAGGCCGGCGUCACCGCAAAUGAUAGCCAUUAUAUGCUCAUAAACGGCUGACAUGGGGCUGCCUGUUACGAUUAAAGUCAAUUUCCGGGGAAAUGUGAAGAGAUUUCUGGCUCAGGAUUUGGACAAACUGGAGUGGGAGUCCGUUGAAGCCUGGAUCAAAGCGUCUUUUGGGAUCAACCACUUUCAAGUCAAAUACUUCGAUGAGGAUAAUGAAGAGAUUUGCAUAAACAGUCAAGAUGAAUAUGAAGAAGCAAUCAAGAGCGCUGAGAAGCAGGGGAACCAGUUGCACAUGAACGUGUACAAGAUGAAAGGGCAGGCCUGUGGAGGCCCACUGAAGACGGAGGUGAAGGAGCUGAAAGGAGACCUCCGGCCUGCUCCUCCUUAUCCAUCAAGGGUCAAAACGGUGGAUAAAGGCACACAGGUCACCCCAGAGCGAGACGCUGUCACAGUAAAGGACAACAAGGGGAACAAGCCAGAAGAUGACCCCCCUCCCAUGUGGUUUAGAUCGUACAUGGAGAAGUUUAAAGAUGAGGUGGUGAAAGAGGUGGUGGAAAGGAUGUGCAAUGACUUUUCUGGACAGUGUUGUACCCACAAAUCAUCUGAUGGGCCCCUUGAGGCCAGUGGAGCUAGUGGCGGCCCCAUAGGGCCCAGGCCAGGCCCCUCCACCUCAACUGGAUCCCUUGGCUACACCCCGAACUGCAGCAGCUGCAACAAACUCACCUCUGAAGGGGCCUACAAGUGCAGUGUGUGCCCGUCCUGCAUCCUGUGUGAGAUGUGCAGACAUAGCCAUGACCCCAGCCACAACCUCGUGAGAACCAAGACACCUCUCUCCAUCCCUGAGCAUGGAAUGUCGGGAGAGUUGAGGUUCCCAAGGCGAGGAGACAGGACAGUGCGCAAGGCCGAGCGACAGCGCCUCAAAGCUGAAAGGAGGCAGCUAAGAGCUGAAGUGAAGGAAAUCAAGAAGAAACUGAGACUGGAGAAGAGGGGGCUGCAGUGGAGUGGGCCGUCUACCUCAGGCAGAGCCAACCUGACAAACAUGGCCUCCGCCUCCACCCAGGUCCCAGCCCUGCCCCCCCCCGCUGCCUCAGAAACAGCCUCAGGUCCAGCCCCAGCCCAAGGUUCCAUCCCUGCCCCGGCCCCUGAUCCCCAGGCCUCCAGUCCAGAGAGUCCCGGGGUCUCGCACACGUCCUUGGUUCCUACUAUGGCUGCCUUGUUUCUGGACGAAAAUCUGCCGGACGGCACCCGUCUGGAGCCUGGUACCAAGUUCAUCAAAUACUGGAAGAUGAGGAACUCGGGCACUAUCAGCUGGACCUCAGAGACUAAGCUAGUGUUCAUGUGGGGAAACCUCGGCCUGGCAUCAGAGGAGAAGAGGGAGAUGCCGGUCCCCUUGCUGCUGCCCGGACAAGUGGGAGUGGUCAGUGUGGCCUUUGUCGCUCCUGUGAUGGAGGGGAUGUACACCUCCCACUGGCGGCUGGCGCACUGCGGGUGUCAGUUUGGCCCGCGUGUCUGGUGCAGCAUCGUGGUCGACCCCGGCGACGGCCGCAACACACUCGGGCAUCAGAGCAAACGACUGAAGGAAGAGGUGAGGCCAGUGGAGAAGGAGGAGGUUAGGGCCAGGGACAGCGACCCUGGCUUGUUUGUAGACCUGAACCACGAGGACUACUACUUCCCCUCAGUCGACCUCCUCACUGCACAGGAUCUACUGUCAUUUGAGUUGCUGGAUAUAAAUAUUGUGCAAGAGUUGGAGAAGGUUCCUAACAACACUCCUGUGGAUUUGACUCCCUGCAUAUCUCCUCUGCCCCAUGAUGCACCAGUGUUGGAGAAGGCCAUCUUUUCCCAGAUGAAAGAAGACGCAGAAGUCACAGGGGUCCGAAAACUUUUUGGAGUGAAACUGAGGCAGCAGACGGAGCUGCUGGAGCCUGUGACCCGGGAGGAGGACAGGGAGGAGGAGAUCAGCGGAGCCCAGUUCCUCUGCGAGACGGUCAUCCGCUCCCUCGCCUUAGAGGAGGCCCCUGAUCACAGACCCCUGCGCAGAGCCCAGCACGGCAGCCACAAACCACAGGUUUCAGUUGUUUCCCGGGGCACCAGCUUUUGCUUCGAGAGAGCUGUAGAGGCUGAGAAGAUGGAGACAGUGCAAGAGAGAAAUGAGGAGAUCUGCGCCAUUAGACUUGAGAGUUCAGCUGUGCCUCUCAACACCGGCCUCAACCAGAUCACCCAGGAAGAGGAGACAAGGCCAGUUCUGCUGGAACCAGCGAAUGAAAACCUGCAUAUCGGCUCACAUCAUGAUAACGAGGACGAAGAGGUCAUGGUCCUGGAUGACAGGGAGAACAUGAGGGACAGUCAAGAUGAGAAAGAGGAGGGUGGAACCAAAGGAGAAGACUGGGAGGAGGUCAGCAGCCAGACUUCCUCAGUCUCCUCCUGUGACGAUUACAUCAUUGUCCUCCCGGACUGCUUCGACACCAGCCGGCCUCUGGGCGAGUCCAUGUACAGCUCCGCCAUGUCGCAGCCUGAUGCUGCUGCUGAUGAUGAUGAUGAUGAUGAUGAUGAUGAUGUGACCUCAGCCGACCCGGACACACAGCAGGAGGGAGAGGAGGAGGAAGACUCCAACUCUGAGCCAGGCGAGGUGGCACCGCUGAGAGAGAGGCAGGACGAAGCGGAGAUAGUCGACGCGGAGGAUUCAUCUGUGAACACGUGGCCUCUGGCGGUCCCUCCCACCCACAGCAGUGUGAACCAGAUGCUGUGCGCCUCCCAAACCCUGGACGCUGUGACGCUCACCCCUGAAGUGGUGCCACCACCAGUGCUGCCUGACUCCCUGCUGCCUCCACCAACGCUCUACUCACCCAGGUCUGAGGCACUGUACCUGGCUGAGGACCCCAGUCCUCCAGCCUGUGGCCCAUAUGAGCCACACCAACCAAGGGUCCACCUAAAUGUAUCAUCUGGUUUGUCAAGAUCAGCAGGCUCAGCAUCCAGUGCCUUUGAGACAUAUAACCCCAGACCCAGCAACGCUUUGCAGCCAAGGGGCCAAGGAGGCAUCACAGAGGGACUUGUCAAGGGCGCCCUUUCUGUGGCAGCGUCCGCUUAUAAAGCUCUCUUCACUGGACCAAACUGCUCAAUACAGCGAGGCAUCGACCCAGCCACCAGGCAGGACCCUUCCCUGAUGGCAAUGCUGCUGGAGAUGGGCUUCAGAGACCAGCGUCUGAACCAGCGGCUGCUGAGGAAACACGGCUACAGCCUUCUGCACACCGUCAACGAGCUGGUGCAGAUAGCCGAAGACGGCCAGAAGAAAGCUGUCAACACUAAGCACUGAGAGAAGGGGAAUCUGUGGAGUAAAAAAAAAAGGCUACUAUAAGAAUUGAUUUGACUUUUAAACAUAAUGUAAAGAGAAUAUUUAGAUUAUGACCUGCAUAUAUAUCACCCUUUCCAGUGUCUAGAUUUUGUUUGAAUUAUGUAAAAAGGAGAAAACCUGUUCAUGAUUUGUGCAAUUGAUUGAUGUUCCAAAGGGUGGAUCGUUUAUUUGAACCAAGAGUAACGAUAAUAAGACAAUAAUGAAAAAUGAAAGAGGAGCAUUUAUUUCUCAAACUUGAGAGAAAGGAAUGAAUGGCUUCUCCUGCCUUUGCCUUUUUGAUUUAGCAUCAACAUCUUAACAAAUUCAACCAUAUACACACUUGUGAGUUUUUAUGAAUAGUGGUUAACCUUUGCCAUGCCUUGUUUACCUGGGGCCGUAGAGCCUCAUGUGUUGGUCAAAGGGAGCUGGGAGUUGUAGUUUAGAAAAGGACAAAAGUGUAUUUCAGCUCUUCAUCUUUUAGUGUUUGUAUGGCUGUUGUAGCUGCUUCCUGGGCGCUGAAAAAUUAUUGUCUUUUGCCAGGGCUUGGCUAGAUUCUUCUCACAAAUAGAGCAAUGAAAUAUUAAUAUUGUUGAAUGUCAUAAAAGAUAGAAAUGUUCUGAGGAGCCACUGCAGCUACAGUAGGUGGUGGAGAUUGUGGGCGUUGAGGGUCAGCAGUGCAAGUAGUGAGAACAACAAAUCUUUAAGACUUUUUUUUCUCAAUUAUCGUAGUGAAAUCUGCCUAAACAAUGCAAUCUUUUUUCUGUAUCAGAGUACUGUUAUUUUAGACGUUGACAUGUGGAAUGUAUACAAAAACUGUCCGAACGGAUCACUGUUCAGACUCGGAUGUUUUCUACUGCUUUUUAGGAGACACCUGCAUGACAGGUAGACGCUUUAGAGAUGCGCCGUGUUCUCGUGGUCUUAGCACAGUCACAGUAGAAAAUGUCCGCUUUGCAUCAUGGUUCAACGACCCCUUGCCUACAUCUUUACGUGUCCUCAUUCAACUGUCAUUUAGCUCUAAUCCAAACUGAGAUGUCUCUAACAACACAUUCCUCACUGUCAUAGUGGAACCAAGUAUAUUUUAUUUCAUUACAUUGCCUUCAUGAAACAUGAUUACUUACUUUCCUGAAAUUUACAUGUGGUGAUUUGACAUUUGUGGUGUGUGCAGAUUUGAGUUAAUGUCUAUUUUGAGUUAUUCCCUGUGUGUGUGUGUGUGUGUGUGUGUGUGUGCGCGCGCGUGUGUGCGAGAGUGUGGUUGAGGAUUUUUUUUUAACCACGUUCUUUCGUUGAUUGUCCACGUUUUCAUGCUCAAGAGAGAGAAUAAUUCUUAAUAUAUCUAUGCUUGUCAAAUUGUUCCUCAGUCACAGAGUGUAUACAUUAAAUCCCCUCUACUGUCAAUCCGCCAAUAAACUAUUUGCACAUCU